Messenger RNA from Diorhabda sublineata, 8308 nucleotides. Its product is annotated as adenomatous polyposis coli homolog. The record is from RefSeq and is a predicted model, not a curated record. Gene Ontology annotation, molecular function: microtubule binding; beta-catenin binding; gamma-catenin binding. The coding region runs from base 126 to 7784 and encodes 2552 amino acids. The transcript has 29 exons. Gene Ontology annotation, biological process: positive regulation of protein catabolic process; cell migration; cell fate specification. NCBI's taxonomy places the organism in Eukaryota, Metazoa, Arthropoda, Insecta, Coleoptera, Chrysomelidae. Gene Ontology annotation, cellular component: cytoplasmic microtubule; beta-catenin destruction complex; catenin complex.
GACAAGUGACAAAUGUCGCGUUGGGUAGAAUUUGUGUUAAAGUGAAAUAUUUUUUAAAAAUAUUUAAACCAAUUUUGCUCUACCUGGUUAUUACUUAUACAAAAUCAUGAAUGUAGAGUUUGGUGAUGUCGUUACCGGUGUCUCAGUAUGAAGCCCUGCUGGCUGAGAUGCGCGGUUUGAGGCGUAAAGCCCAGCGCGUCCAGCAAAUGGCCAGACCUCUACUACAAGCUGGUUCUUCACCUUUAUCAACAUAUUCACUGGACGGUGCUGUUGCUGCUGGACUCGGAGAGUUCAGAUCGAGCAACGAACAGUUUUAUAACGAUGGGUCUUGUGAACCAUUAGAUUAUACCAUGGAAUCUUUAUUAUUAGGAAGACAUAAUGGGACAUCUACUAACUAUGACCAUGGUGCCUCUAGUAGCGUCGAGGGCGAUACCACUUGUAGCGAAGACGAAUACGGGGGGGCGACGAGAAGUAGUACUAAAUUAUCGGUUAGUAGUGAACCGACACCUGAUACAAAUCGAAUCGGUGGUUUAUACCAUGGAACUUGGCCCGUAGAAAGAACUAUGUGGAAUUCGGAACCUACAAGUUUAGGAAUAAAAGGGGACGAUCGAAAUUCUAGAAAAAACAUUGGAAAUCAAAUGGAAGUGAAUAGUGUGAUGAGUUUUGCUUCGAGUUCGGGUGGUGUACCAUUAGACAGAGUUUUAUGUAGUCCGGAAAGAAAUAAAUGGUCUUCCCAACAAUUAGAAGCCAAAAUGGAUGUGGUACACAGCCUAUUAUCGAUGUUAGGAGGCCAGGACCACGUCGACAUGGGUGAAACGCUUUUAGCACUCAGUACUUGCCCCGAAAGUUGCCUAGCCAUGAGACAAUCAGGUUGUAUCCCUUUAUUGGUGCAGUUAGUGCAAUCCGAUAGGGACGGAGAGACUAGAACAAAAGCGGCACAAGCCCUACACAAUUUAGUACAUUCUCAACCCGAUGAGAAAUUGAGGAAACGCGAGAGUAGAGUUUUGAAACUUCUCGAUCAUUGUAGAGCUUACACGGAAGCAAUUAAAAACAAUUUGGAUUUCCAAUUGAUGGAAAAUAGUUCGAAUUCGGAAGACGGCGAUAGGCAUCCUGUACAAACGGUAGCUCAUCUUAUGAAAUUGUCAUUCGACGAAGGACAUAGACAGGCGAUAUGUCAGUUGGGAGGCAUACAUACGAUAGCUACGUUAGUGGAGGUGGAGCACACGAUGCACGGUAGCACAUCAACCGAAUCCCACUGUAUAUUGAUGCGUAGAUACGCUUGCAUGGCAUUAACUAAUCUCACUUUCGGCGACAGCGGUAACAAAGCCUUGUUGUGCUCUUUUAAGGAAUUUAUGCGUUCCUUGGUGGUACAACUUGAAAGUUCUAGCGACGAACUAAGACAGGUAACUGCCAGCGUGUUGAGGAAUCUAUCUUGGAGGGCCGAUUCGACAUCUAAGGAAAUAUUGAGGGAAGUCGGUUCAGUUGGGGGUCUAAUGAGAGCCGCUAUGGUGGAUAACAAAGAAAACACCUUGAAAUCCAUCCUAUCGGCAUUGUGGAAUCUAUCGGCUCAUUGUACGGAAAACAAAUCUGAGAUAUGUUCGGUGAAUAACGCCCUAGGGUUUUUGGUGGAUCUCCUGACGUACAAAACCCCCACUAAAUCGUUGGCGAUUAUAGAAAAUUCCGGGGGGAUAUUGAGGAACAUCUCGAGUCAGAUAGCCGUCCGGGAUGAUUACAGGGAGAUAUUGCGUCGACAUAAUUGUUUGCAGAUACUAUUGGAUCAGUUGAAGUCCCCCAGUUUGACGGUGGUUAGUAACGCUUGCGGAACGUUGUGGAAUCUAUCGGCGAAAUGUCGGAUCGAUCAGGAGGCCUUGUGGCAGAUGGGCGCUCCCGGUAUGCUGAGAUGUUUGAAUCAUUCCAAACAUAAGAUGAUUGCGAUGGGUUCGAGUGCUGCUUUGAAAAAUCUGCUUAGCGCUAAACCACAACAGAUGUUCCAUCAGGAGUUGGACGCUACGGCUUUGACUUUAAAUUUACCUGUUCUACCAACUUUAGGUGCCAGAAAACAAAAGGCACUAAUGCAAGACUUGGACUCGAAUCUAACUGAAACAUACGAAAACAUCGAAAAAGAAUCGCCAAUAAACAAGGAACCUAUAAAGAAAACCGAAAUACAAAAUUUAAGCAAUAACUUUUCGAGUCUCAACUUGAACGAUCCGUCGACUUCGAAUUUUCCCACCGAUCCUCGAUUGACGCCCCGUUUACCGCCGAGCUGCGGUAGCUCGAGUUUACCGUACAAACGACCGAAUUGUACGUUCAUACCGGUCAGAAACAAAUUUUCCGAUUGCGGUUACGACGACGAAAUCGACAUAUCCGAUCAACCGAUAGAUUACAGCAAAAAAUACUCGGAAACCAAGGUAGCGAAUACGGAUAAUCAGGAUACCUCGUCGCAGGAAAAGAAUUUCGGUAUGUACGCCGAAACGGAUCUGGAUCAACCGACGGAUUAUUCGUUGCGUUACGCCGAAGACGAUUCCGAUGAGGAGAUAACGAAAAACGAGGAUACUUUGAAAACUUAUUGUACGGAAGAUACUCCGUACGAGACGCCUUUUAAUUUUUCGACGGCGACUUCCAUGUCGGAUUUGAGGAUUGACGAUAAAUUAGUCAUUGAUAAUGAUAAACUCAAAGAAAGGGAAACGAAAGCUAGUAAAAAGAUAAGCGAAAGCCCCGAAGAAAAAGAACGUUGCAGCACCGAAGACAUAUCCGAUUUGAACAAACUCUCCGAUAAAAUACCGAAAUCCGAACUCAGUUCCGGCCUAAUGUCGCCGGAAAAACCGGUAAAUUACGCUGAAGAAGGCACCCCCGGAUAUUUUUCCAGAGUAAGCAGCUUCGGUUCACUAACAUCCAUACCCGCCAACGAAACCAUCAAAGGACGCAAACAAUCGACCGCAAAUACCGAAACCACAACCAAACCAGAGGAAAAAGUAUCACCUAAACCACCAACUGAAGGUAAAGCCGUCAAAUUCGAGAGGGUGGUUAAUUACGCCGAAGAAACACCCCUAAUGUUUUCCAGAUCUAGUUCCUUAGCAUCUUUGGAUAGCAUCGAACAGCAUUCCAUACACGACGACAGAAGUUCGGUGGUAUCUGAUUUCAGUCGGUUGACCAGCGGUAUAGUUUCCCCCAGUGAAUUACCGGAUUCUCCCACACAAACCGUACCCCCGAGUCCUAAACCGAGAAAUACGUCACUCGAAUUCCCAUCCGGUUCUAAAGUUAGAAUGGAAGGGAAAGUUGGUAGAACUUCGUUAAAACCGAGCGUUUUCGAAGACAACACCACGAAAUUUAAAGAAGAAAGCACCCCUAUACAAUUUUCCACUGCCACGAGUUUGAGCAGUUUGACAAUUGAUGAUCACGAAGAAAAUUGCGAACAGGCAAAUGGGGGUAGGAAAGAAGAAGACGCGAUCGAUGUAACUGAGAAAGUAGAAAAUGAAGCGGAAAAAAAGGAUGAGGAAAAGGAAACUACUCCGUCGGAUACUAAUGAUGAAUUUGUCGUUGAAUCUGAUGUUGAUGAAGAUAUGUUGGCGGAUUGUAUUAGUAUCGGGAUGCAAAAUAGCAGGCACAGCGAAUCAAAAUCGAUACUGACAUCAACUCCAACUAAAUUACCCGUUUCUAGCUUCAAGUAUACACCUAAAGGAACCACUAACAGCGGUAUUCCAACACCAAGAUCAAGUCAGAGAUUAAAUGUGCAUACAAAUCAGUUAAAAUCAUCAGAAUUCGAUAACAAUGUCAACGUUACUAUCAAUCAGGUAGACACUAUACGGACGUAUUGCACCGAAGAUACCCCCGUCAGAUUAAGUAACGCAGCUUCAAAUUCCGAUUUAAGUCUAUUAUCAACAUGCAACGACAAAGAAAGUUCCAGGAAAGGAGAUUAUCUAUCGGACGACAGCAGCAAUUUAUCGGGUGAAAACGACAACAUCCUCGCCGAAUGCAUCCAAUCGGGUAUGCCGAAAGCGAAAAAGGACGCCAAACAACUACCGUCGAAUAGUAAGUCGCCUCGACGGAAUAGUCCUUCGGCGGUCGUCGGUACGUCGUCGACGAAAUAUCCUCCCGUCGACUCGAUCAUUGGUAAUACGAGAAAAAGCGAAGCCCCGAAAGUUCGUCAGUCGGAUUUAAAUAGAAGAGAUAAUUCGUUGCCGGUUUAUUCGAACGCAGGUCGCGACGAAUUGGAAAAUUACGCCGUAGAAAAUAGUCCUUGUCAUUUUUCGUUGAGGAGCAGUUUGAGUGAUUUGACCGUCGACGGUAGUGUGGCAGCUUUGAAGAGGAAUGUUACUAACAACAACACUGAAUGCCCGUCUAAUAAAUCCGAAGCACCCCAUAGCUCCCAUAACCAAACAACAGUCAAUAAAACCGAUCAAAAUAUCAACGUUAAACAAGAAUCUAGAAGAGAAUCCUUGUCAUCGAUCAGCGUAGAAUCCUUAGGAUCGCUAGAAGCCGAACAAGCCUUAUUAGAACAAUGCAUUUCGUCCGGCAUGCCUAAAAGCAACCCCGAAAGUAGAUCGAAACCUCUAGAUAUACCGAUAACGAGGUUAACUUCUCCACCGCUAGCAGCAUCUACCAGUCCGGAUCCGAAUCCAAAAAACGUGAGUGCUGCGUCUGUUGCCGGGAACACCAAUUGCAGCUACAACGAACCUCCUCCCGAAAACCGAUCCAACGCGGUAGCAGACGUAGAAAAAAAUCAAAACGAGAUAGAGGAGAACGAUCGACGUCGAGAGGCGCGAGAGAAAAUAGAGAUCCCAAUAAGGAACAACCUCACAGAUACAUCACCGGACAAAUGCUCGCCUUCAGAAGAGACCUUAUCCCCAGACGGGACGAGGAGUGGAUCUAGAGACUCGUUACACAAAAUAUUGGAUGUCAUAGAAGACAGGUUGAUACGUAGCUGCGAAGAUUCCAAAGUAGUCGACAACCGGAUGCUAGAUCCGGACGCGAUGAUCGAAUCUCUAGAUCGGUUUACCGCCGAAUUAAUGUCCCAAGCUAGUCAUUUGAAUAAUUAUAAAGUUUCCACUGGGGAUAAUACUUGGAAUGAAGAAAUUUCCCCAAACGACGUUACUUUUCCUAGUAUAUCAGGCAGUGCACCGAACGUUAUCACUUUUAGUAACGAAGAAGAAGAUUUAAAAGAAGAAGUUGUUGAUCCUACUAACGAUUUUACAUCGUUGGAUACUUCCACGAUGACCGACAGUACUUUGAUAGCUAUAGAAGCCGGUAAAAUAGCGACGGUUUUCAAAAAUGAGGCGGAUAUGUCGAUUAGUGCCGCGUCGUUGGAAUUAGACCACGUCCAACCGCCUUCGCAGAUGAAUUCGUUGACAAACAGCGCCGUGGGAUUACCGAAAAGUCCUAAAUUACCUAGAAGAAAAAAAUCCUUACCGAUCGGUUUGAUGGUUAGACGCGCUUUGAAUAAUUCUCUAAAUAACGGUUCGAGUUUGGAGAGUCUUUCUAAUUUGGAUCACGUGAAUCCUCCGUCGGAUUUACUCGACGAUAUGGAAGGUAGUACGACGAGCGUCGCCAGUUUGCCGAUCGAUAAUAAAAUCGAUUUUAUCAUCGACGGUCCAAUUAACGAUCGACGUACCAUAUUUGAUUCGAGGCAACCUUUCAGCGAAUUGGAACACAUCAAUCCGCCGUCGUUGUUUAACGAAAUCACGGAUUUCUGUAAUUCUUUAGCCGACGUACCUACAGAGGGUAUCGGUAGCGAAACGGAAAUAUUCGAAGAUUGCUUUAGUCAAGUAGUCGAUCGGACGGACGAUACAAUCGCCGAAGAUAUACCGGACGGAGUUUCUGAAUCUAUUAUGGAAACCGCAUUGGACAACGAUGAAGACGAUACGACCAUAUUUUCAGACGCGAAAAGUAGCAUGGAGUCGACUCCGAAAAAGAUAAAGAGUCUCAGUAAAUCGAUGACUACGAAACAGAGGAGGAAUCAAGCUAGAGACCGUUACAAAACGUACACAAUAGCAGCUGAGAUGGUUAUGCGCGAAGAAAUCGACAAACAAAACGAAGUUAGCGAAGAUUUCAAAACUGCCGAUUUCGAUAGCGGUGUAGCAGACGCCGAUAGUACGACUAGCAGUUAUCUUGAAUCGUCUAUCGGCAAAGAAAAAUUAACGCCGAAAGAAAGAAGGCGAAUGGAUAGAUCCCGCUUCGAAACACAAAUAUUGGAUCGAGCCAUAACAGAUGUACUCCAACAACCAGUGAUAACUUCUACUUCUCCUCAAACGUCUAAUUCCAAUAGUUGUUCUUCCUCUCCGGCUCAAAGUCCCGCCAGGACUAAAUUGAGCAUCAGGAGAAGUUUUAUGCAAAAAAGACUCGAAAAUAAGGAACGGUUCAGGACGAGGACCAUCAGCGAAUCCAGUUUUUCUCCAGAAGUAUCGUCCGCUUCGCCACCUUUGAACGGCGAAACGGAAGUACAGAUGCAUCUACAGAAAGAAGCCAAUCGAGUAUUAAAAACUCUUCGGGACACCAAAACUCAAGACGAACUACUAGAUUGCGAGACGUUGAGUUUGGUGAGCAACGACGACGAUUCCGAGUACAAUUCUGGAGGUUCUGCGAAUUACAGAACGUAUCACAAGAGUUGGGGAUUGAAGAAAAAUGUUCCGGUUAUUGCGAACGAUAAGGAGAUCCGACAGUCGAACUCGAGUCCAUUCGUCGAGGAAUAUUGUUCCGAUAAAGAGAAAAGUGAUGAAGGUGAACAAAAAGGGAAACCGAAAAUCGUUAAACCCGACGAUAAAGAUUCUACAGAGGAUAAUGUUAUCGAAGAACAACCUAAAGGUAUUAGAGGUCGUAGGAAACCGCUUUAUUCGAAAACCGGAACCGGUACAACACCGAGAAGCAUCAAACCAGUGAAAACAGUAACUUCUAACUUGGUAAAAAACGUUACCUCGACCCUCAAAUUCGGUACAUCCUUAAAAGCAGUCGUGGAUAAACCGAAUAAAAAUGGCGUGAUACAAAGUAGGACAUCAAGUGGAUAUGGUUCUGUAUCGCCCAAAACGAGUCCUUCCAGAACACCGACCAGUUCUAAAAGUAGCCCGAAACAUGUAACAUCAAAAACUAAUCCGAAUUCUUCCAAAGGAACCCCUCCAUUGGAUCGUCAAGGUACGUUCACCAAAGACGAACAAAGUCCCAACAGUACAGUUUCUUCGACACAAAAUAAAUCGACCAGUAGGAUACCGAUGGUAUCAAAGAUUCCAUCGUUUACGUCUAAAAUAGCUUCGAAAAUUGCUACACCUUCCCCAGUUUCUAAAAUACCCGGUAAACCGCCGGUCAAUACGCCCAGAAACGGUUUCGUUAAAUCUGCCAGUUCCGAUAGAGCCAACAGGAACCCCAAAAUAUACAAUAGAUCAACAAGCGCCGACAGUAGAGAACCUGUCGUUAGAAAAAUUCAAUCCAGCCCCUCCACUCAAAGUUUGAAAGGUGACGGAAGGUCACAACAAAACGUCACUCUUAAGAAAUCUUCUAUACCGAGCCUUACACAAAGGUCGAGCAGUAAUAACAAUUUGAAUUCGAGCGGAAGUUCAGGUAGUGCCAAGAAGCAAGUGACCAGUAAAAUUGCAAGUUUAUGGAAAAAAAUCGAAGAUAGCAAAAAGAAAGUUCAAAAACCUGAUACUCGCGUGUGGAUACAUGCUGAAAAUGAAACUGAACCACCACGUUUGAUUAGAAGCAAUACUUUCGACAACAAAGACAGUGUAGGAUUGAAACCACACAAUGAAAAUAACAUUGCGAGGCUAGAUGAUAAUGUUACGACUGAUAGUUUUUAAUUUUCUGUAUAUUUAUAAGGCAUUUUAUGUUUUAGUAUUCUGUUUUUAGUGAAAGUGUUUGUCUAUUGUAAACGAUAUCGCGUUCUAAAUUGAAAUUAACUUUAGAAUGUGACGCCGUAUAUUUGUAAUUUUUGUAUUUUGAAUCUAGUAUUAUAUUAUAUAAAACUAACCUAUUUUUCCAGAUGCUCCGUAUACUGUUGUUAUUUUAUAUUCGAUGUAUGUGUAACAGUGGAAUUUUUCGUUUUUUUUUUCUUUUCCUUUGUUUGAAUGUAUGUGUCUAGUCGCAGUUAUUGGAUAAAACUGUAUUGUAUUUAUUAAUUCCGUGAUAAUUUAGCAUAAUUUGUAUAUAGGAAAUACUUGAAAGGAUAGUAAUUAGGACAUAGUUUUAUAAUAUUUGUAUUUUGAUUUAUUGAAAAUUGGCGAGCGAGCGACCGCAGUAACUCCCAUUACAGGCUGUUUUUCCCUUUUGUAUUAGAAUUAAAUGAACUCAUUUGUAAUAAUAAAUAUAUUAUGCUUCUGUUUCA